Molecule: messenger RNA, 348 nt
Organism: Strongylus vulgaris
Lineage: Eukaryota; Metazoa; Nematoda; Chromadorea; Rhabditida; Strongylidae
Source: the annotation of a GenBank genome assembly
AUGUUGUUGCGUUUACAGUUUGAACUUGUUCCCGAUGAUCCUAUUCCACAGUGCACAGCUGUUCAUCAGACUCUUGUAGAGGGAGAUGCAACUCUGUCUAAUGAAGAGGAAAUGGCUCGAUCAUCAAGAACAAACCGUUUUGAAGGGGGCCACAAUCCGAGACAGUACCAGGCCACUGGCACCGUCCCAGUAACGAAAAUCCAAACGAUCGUGGCUGGCAUUGCUCCUACUACGGUCGAAGAGAUCAGUGGAACAGACGCUUUCAGAAUCGUCCUCGUUGGUAUAAUGCUAGCUAUCGUGCUCAUCGAGAUGACCAAUGCGAUCGUCCGCAGAGCAGUUCCAGUGUGA